CGUUUUCGACGAAAGCGAAAACUGUGGAGAAAGCUUCGGCACUACCAGCUUGGGAUCAGUUGGACGACGGAAUGCAGCAGCUGAUCAGAGUGGCGCGGACGUUGGGUCAACGAUCGAGCGGCGCAUGGAGUGUGCGGAGAAUCGGAGGUGGAGACAGGGGAAUCGCCUGCCUGGCCGCCCUGCCCGAGACCCACCAGAUUCUUCAGAAGACUUGUCGUGAGUUUGCCAAUGCGGAACUGGCGCCUAAGGCCCGGCACCAUGAUCGAAAGGAGCUCUUCCCGGCGGAACAGAUCCGCCGGUUGGGGGAACUCGGCCUGAUGGCGGUGGCGGUACGGGAGGAGUACGGUGGUUCCGGACUCGACUACCAGGCCUAUGCAAUUGGCAUGGAGGAGGUGGCUCGCGGCGAUGCAGCAGUGUCUAUCGUGAUGGGCGUGAAUAACCUGUACCUGGGUGCAGUGCAGCAGCACGGAACGGAGGAUCAGAAGCGCGAUUUCCUGGUGCCCUACACCCAGGGUGAUCACAUCGCCUUUUACGCUCUAUCGGAACCCGGAAACGGAUCGGAUGCAGGAGCUGCCAGCACUACGGCCAAAUUGGACGGAGAUAGCUACAUACUCAACGGCACCAAGGCGUGGAUAUCAAACUCAAAGGAGGCCAGCGGUGGAAUAGUCUUCGCCACGGUGGACAAGGCCCUGAAGCACAAGGGAAUCACUGCCUUUCUUACGCCCAAGGAUGUUCAAGGACUUUCGAUAGCCAAAAAGGAGAGCAAGAUGGGCAUGCGGGCCACGUCGACAUGCCAGCUUGUGCUGGAGGAUGUCCAGGUGCCUCGAUCCCGAGUCCUUGGUGCUCCCGGCGAUGGCUUCAAGAUAGCCAUGCAGUCCCUGGACUGCGGAAGGAUCGGAAUCGCCGCCCAGGCCACAGGAAUCGCUCAAGCUGCCCUGGAAUUGGCCGUCGACUAUUCGCAGAAGAGAGUGGCCUUCGGGAAGCAGCUGGCGCGGAUGCAGCUCAUCCAGCAGAAGCUGGCCGACAUGGCCAUCCGGGUGGAGACUUCCAGGCUGCUCACUUGGCGCGCCGCCUGGCUAAAGGACAACGGGCUGCCCAUCACCAAGGAGGCGGCCAUGGCCAAGCUUCACGCCUCCGAGGCGGCCACUUUCUGCGCCCACCAGUGCAUCCAGGUGCUGGGCGGGAUGGGCUACACCACCGAUCUGCCCGCGGAGAUGUACUACCGGAACGCCCGCGUCACGGAGAUCUACGAGGGAACCUCGGAGAUCCAAAGGAUCGUGAUUGCUAACGCAGUGCUCCAAGAAUUGGGCAGGGAGUGAUUUUAUCGUAGAACUGGAAGACAAAUCCGAAAUAUUGCAUUUA
This is a messenger RNA of Drosophila takahashii, 1362 nucleotides long. RefSeq names its product short-chain specific acyl-CoA dehydrogenase, mitochondrial. Gene Ontology annotation, biological process: fatty acid beta-oxidation using acyl-CoA dehydrogenase; butyrate catabolic process. Gene Ontology annotation, molecular function: flavin adenine dinucleotide binding. NCBI's taxonomy places the organism in Eukaryota, Metazoa, Arthropoda, Insecta, Diptera, Drosophilidae. The record is from RefSeq and is a predicted model, not a curated record. Gene Ontology annotation, cellular component: mitochondrion.